Molecule: messenger RNA, 6105 nt
Organism: Vicugna pacos (alpaca)
Lineage: Eukaryota; Metazoa; Chordata; Mammalia; Artiodactyla; Camelidae
Gene: UBE2Z
Product: ubiquitin conjugating enzyme E2 Z
Biological process (GO): negative regulation of apoptotic process
Cellular component (GO): nucleus
Molecular function (GO): cysteine-type endopeptidase inhibitor activity
Source: RefSeq, a predicted model, not a curated record
CGAACCGCGCCGCAGUGUCUCCUCCGGAUCAAGCGGGAUAUCAUGUCCAUUUAUAAGGAGCCUCCUCCAGGAAUGUUCGUUGUACCUGAUACUGUUGACAUGACUAAGAUUCAUGCAUUGAUCACAGGCCCAUUUGACACUCCUUAUGAAGGGGGUUUCUUCCUGUUCGUGUUUCGGUGUCCGCCCGACUAUCCCAUCCACCCACCUCGGGUCAAACUGAUGACAACGGGCAAUAACACAGUGAGGUUUAACCCCAACUUCUACCGCAAUGGGAAAGUCUGCUUGAGUAUUCUAGGUACGUGGACUGGCCCUGCCUGGAGCCCAGCCCAGAGCAUCUCUUCCGUGCUCAUCUCCAUCCAGUCCCUGAUGACUGAGAACCCCUAUCACAAUGAGCCUGGCUUUGAGCAGGAGAGACAUCCAGGAGACAGCAAAAAUUACAAUGAAUGUAUUCGGCAUGAGACCAUCAGAGUGGCGGUCUGUGACAUGAUGGAAGGAAAGUGUCCCUGCCCUGAACCUCUACGAGGGGUGAUGGAGAAGUCCUUCCUGGAGUAUUAUGACUUCUAUGAGGUAGCCUGCAAAGAUCGCCUGCACCUUCAAGGCCAGACUAUGCAGGACCCUUUUGGAGAGAAGCGGGGCCACUUUGACUACCAGUCCCUCUUGAUGCGCCUGGGACUGAUUCGUCAGAAAGUGCUGGAGAGGCUCCAUAAUGAGAACGCCGAAAUGGACUCUGAUAGCAGCUCGUCUGGGACAGAGACAGACCUGCACGGGAGCCUGAGGGUUUAGACCCUGCUCCCCUCUCCCCUCCCCUACUCGAGAGUCCCAGCAAAGUCCCUUCCCCCCACCCCAGGGAUGGAGAGGCACUGUGUAUCUCCCUCCAAAUGUGACGUCAUCCUGCAAGAUGGCAAGAACCAACCAAGCUCGGAUCCCAGGGCGUGGGAGUGGGGAGGCUGUUCCCAAAAUGACCUCCUUGGCUCUCGAGCAUCUGGGGCUAUGUUCAUCCCACAUCAGGGGCCAAGGUACCUAUGCAGGAGCACCUAGGGCGAGGGCCUCUGGCAAAAACAACAACCAACACACCUCUCCACAGGGCCAGCUCCUUAGGGAUAGGUGGGAGACAGGAAUUGCAGUUCCAAGAGGGAGUGUGCCCAAGUGAUUUAUGGGGAUAUCUGGAAGGGAGCUUGGGGUGGGGGGGCUGUCUGUGACACUUAAUGCAGUCUGGGUGGUUGUCUGUCUGUCUGUCUUCAGUCUUGAAGCAGGGCUUCCCAAUGCCCUUUUCCUCCCUGCCUCUGUUCUCCCAUUAUUUCCCAUGGGCCAGCAUAAUUUUGUUUUUCCUAAUUUAUAAUCACUGUUCUAGACAGACCAAAGAGAAGGAACAGUGGUGACGUCUAGGCUGCUGAUGAGUAAGCUUUACCUAGCACCUGAGCACCUUUCUCCUCUGCCCCCCAUCCCCACACCCAUUUCUAGAUUUAUGACAGAAGGUAAGUGUGACUGGGACUGAACCAAGGUCUUGGUAAAGCCUGCACAGGCACCAUAAGAAGCUGAAAAUGCCGUUUGUUCCCCAAAUCACCGAUUUGAAAAGUUUCCAACACAGGCAGCUGCUGCGUGUGUGGGAUUAGAGCCACUAUGUAGAAUAGUAUCUUACAGAUUUUCAUAAAUACUAGUCACAAUGAGGGUAUUCCUCCUGGGGGUGGGGCGCAGGGGGCGACGGAUGCUAGUCCUAUUGUGUUGUGUUUGGCUGUCCUUGUGUAUUUUCACCUCAGCCUGCAGUUCUCGCUUCAAAGCCCGGGGAGCUGUAGGGAGCAAGGGUAGCCAAUGGCAGAGGGGAUCGGGGCUGGGACUCUGAAGACUCCUCCCCUUCCCUCCCCGCCCCUCCCCCGCCCCUCCCAGCUGCUCUUUGUCACUGGUUCUGAUGGGUGUUUGGCUGUGUUGCUUCUCUCUCUGUAUUUAGCUGCAGUGAUCCUUUAGCUGGUUGGCUCAGAAAAAUGUGCUUUAGGUGCCCUGUGAUACUGGGCAUCGAGGGAAUCCAUCCUUCCCCUUUUGAUGUGUUCUCCCAUGCUUUCCGGAUUCUUACUGUUAGGGCUCCCGGUGGGGUGUUGGUGAUCCCCCUGACGCAGGGCCUCAGUCGGUAUCCAGCUACAUGUGAGGGAGAAGAUAACUUGUACCUGCUCUGCUCGCUGCUAUGGGAGGCCUCUGCCUUGUGGAUCAUGGGACUUACUGGGGGAGUUGGGAAGGGGGUUGGGCACAAAGGAGAAUGUCCUACUUGGGAGAGCAGGAAGUGAAGAAACUGGACAGAAAGUGGGCUUGUGGGGUGGAAGUUCAGCUUGGAUACCUGAAGGCUGGGUCUCUUCACAAGGAGACUCAGGAAGGAACCCUGCUUCCAGUUUCCCUCUUCCAUUCCCAGAGCUAGUACAGGGCUUAAAAUAAUGCCCUUGGUCAGUUGGUCCAGUGUUGUCUGUCAUCCAUUUAAGUGUUCCCACUUUCAAGUGACAAUCCUCUCCUGGCCCUGCCAUGGGCAGAGCAUGUCUGGCAUACUAGCCUGACUUUUACGCCCUAAUCUUGAGUUGAGGAAAUAUAUGCACAGGAGUCAAAGAGAUGUCUUUAUAUCUGACUGUACAUAAAUGAAGUUUUUUUUUUUUCUUUUUGGUGCAAUAAAGUUUGUUUUGGCAGAAGGAGGAAGCGCUUGUGGGUGUGGGAGGGUUUGUGUAAAAGGAAGAAUGGGAUCAUGACAAACACACCUCUCACUUAGGCCUGAAACUGUCAGGGAUAAAGAUAGUGCUCAGUGGAAGCUGAAAACCUGUGUUACAUCACGCGGGUAGAAGCAGGGUUACGGCAACAGGAGCUCCCCAUCAGUCAGAAAUAGGGUCGGUCCUGUUUUGAGGCCUUGGCAGUCAAGGAGAGGCAUGCCAUCUUUGCCUUGGUUCCUUCCAAAGAAAUACUUGUUCAGAAACUGGCAAGUGAGCAUGUCCUGCAAGGAUGGGCAGAGGUAGCGAUGGGCUUAGACUAUCCCCUUGGAGGUGUCUUCGUAUGAAUAAUCCAAACCGUUGGGUUUUCAGCUUUCUGGUACUAAACCAGCCCUUCUUAGGAAUUUAGAAUUCAGACUUAAGACUGGGUUUCACUUGCAGCUCAUCAGUACCUUCUGUACUUGCUUUGGAAAACUUGUUUUCUGGUUUCUGGAACAGGCUUUUCCUCUUGGCCGACCAUGUGUGUAGGAAGAAAUUAUAAAACGACCUACCUGUGCCGUGCAAAGCUAGAUACGGGAAACUGUGCACUCUGGGGUUAAUGGACCUCGACUCUAGCUUUGGCUCUGUUUCUUAAGCUGGUGGCCCCAGGCAAAUUAGAUUCCUCUCCUACAAAGUUAGGAUACCUACUUAACCUUUUAAGGUUGCUAUGAGGAAUAAAUAAGGUGUAUAUAAGACUGGGUGUAGGGUAGGUGUUAAUAAAUGAUUCCUUUUCCCACCACGAAGGUUAGAGGGACCUGGUGAUCAUUAUGGGAGGGAAAGCUAGUGAGGAACUUGAGAAACGAUACUACAUCCACUAUUGGCUGAUUCCCCUCAAUUCUAUUGUUUUCUCUAAUCACCAUUUAACAUUAACCUCUAUUUCCUUCACACUCAUAGCUGAAUCUGCCAUAACCUGGAACCUCUACAGAGAAAGCUAGAAGAGACUGAAAAAGUGAAUAUUAUUUACGGGUCCAUUAGGGUCUGCUCAUUUGAGAUAAAGAAUACUUUAUAAGGAAGAGGUCUGAAUUUACAGAAGCUCUAAUUUUAUGUCUCGGGGUUAUAGAGACUAGACUGGCCAGGAGACAGAUGGCCUUCAUCCUAGGCCCAGCUCUACCAUGAACUUGUAGAUGACCUGUGCAAAAGUCAUUUUAUAUGUGCUUGCUGUUAUCUGUGUUACUCAGGUUAUCCUUAAUGGAUAAACAAGGUUUUCUCCAAUAAAGAUGCAAUGUGAAGGCACUUUAAAAAAAUAAAAUAAUGGAUGAAGAAUAUUGGGGGAAGAAAAAACUUGGAAUUUUUUUGGUUUUUUGUCUUUUUUUAAAAGAGUUGUCCAGGUUUUAUUCACCACCAGCUCCUCCCUCUUCUCCCUGCCUGCUGCCGUGCCCCCUUCCACAUUUCGUCAGGGGAGGGCUUCUCUGGCCUCCUCAGCUGUAAUCUCCUGGGAGUAGAGGUCAGUGAAGAGAGCUGGCAGCCAGUAGUGGGCCUCCCCUGGGGCCUGCAGGUCCAGCCACGCCAGCCCUUCCUUCAGCAGGUGUUCCUGGCAGGAAAAGGAAGGAAACGUCAAUUGAGAAGGGGGCAUUCCCACAAAGUAGGGCAGAUAAACAAUCUCCAAACCCAAUUUUGGCUUCAGUGGGGUUUUUGAACUAAAUCUACACGAGUGCCUUCACAUAUUUACACAACCAAACUGGAAUGAUCUGUUUAGCCUUGAUCUUUGCCUGAGGUGUGAAAAAUGCCACCAAGUUGCUUAACUUGUGUUGCUGUGAAAGAGGGUAAUGACAAGUGGAAUUCUGUGGAAGGAAGGUAGGGCUACAGAAAUAUUUGCUGUAUGGCCUUGAGCAAAUCACUAACUCCAUUCCCCGAAGCCAAAAGGAGAUCACUAUCUUUCAGUUAACUUAACUGGGUAACAGGCAGAUGUGGGAAAACCUUGGAGAAGUUAAUGGAAGGGCCAUAUUAAUCAAUGGACUCACAGUUCCUACAGCUGGAAGUAUGCUCCAGAUGGGUUGGUUCUGCUCAAUACCAUCAAACAAAUGUUUAUGUUAUCCCCACUUCACAGAAGUUUAUAGUUUAACUGCCCGGGUAAGGAAGAAGGUAUUGAAAGCCAGGGCCCCCUACAUGUUCAUGCUACUCCCCCUUCACAACAUCAGCCUUUCAUUAGUACUAUGAAAUCUGUGUAUAUAUAAAACUAUACAUAAUGUGCAAGAUAAUAGUAUAUAAUUGUAGAUAUGUAAUUAUCAUUAGUAGUUAAUGAUUCCCUUCAUGCUGUGCUAACAGUGUUACUUCCAGUACAAACCAUAUUAACCAUCUGACCAGGCCCUACAGGUCAGGAGAGAGGUGCUGGGGCUCCUCAGCGGCAGUGGCAGCCUGGUCAUGCCCAUGUGCCAGGGUGGGAAGCCUGCCUUGCUUGAGUUCUACCUCUCAGUGCCAUCUCCAGAGAAAUGCUGGGGUCACUUCUAGGGUGGCAGCAGCAGCCUUCAAGGCAAGUCAGUAAAGAGAGGCUGAAGCCCCUGUCUGUGUGGUACCUGUCAACCCACCUCCUCCCAUCUGGGGCCCGUCUUUUCUGGGCCAUCUCAAAAGUCACCUACCAGUACUUGCCGCGCUCGCUCGGUCUCCCAUUUAAGACUGGCUUUGAUAUCACUGACAGUCACGUAGCCAUUUUUCUGAAGGAAGGAGGAAUGGGGAGUGAGUUAAGAGUGUGCUUAGAACCAGCAUCUUCCCAGGGACAAUCAGUUUAUCCAGACAGAAGGGGGAAUUGCCCUUGGGUGAAGCCUAAGAGAGCACAGAAAAAGAAUGUUUACAGGUUCUGGCAGAGAGAGAACAAGAGAAAAGUGACUUUCAGGGUGAUAGAGAUACGUUGAGGGGUUAAGUCUUAAAAAGUGGAGUCCCUGGCACUAAAAUAUUAAUAGAGACUUUCUCAGAGAAUUCUAAAGUAUGACAAAGAAAGAUUCAGAAUGAUUAACUGAUAGGAAGGAAUGAUCAUCAUCAUCAGCUGUUCAUAAUCUCAAAUAUUUAAAUAUUCAGCCCUUGUCCUGCCUCACCCGAACCAUUCCCCAAUCAAGAAAAGCCCCCUCCCUCCUUUAGUUUUAAUCUAUAUUACAGAAUUCAGAAAACUGAACAUGUCUUCCCUUAAAACAUGAUCGGGGGAAGAUGAUGGUGCUUAAUGCAUUACUGAGAAACGGGGGGGCAAACAAGAGUAAACAUUUGUUUUGAAGAUUUCCAUAAAGUAGUUUAAGAAUCUGUCCACCAAGGAAAUACAGUUAGUUGUCUGCAUGUCUGUCUACUCCACUAGACUGUAAGCUCCUAGAGAGCAGGAUCUACAUGGCACCCACCUUUAUCUGCCCCACAGCCUGGCCCAGUGCUCUGCACUGUAGCUGCUCAAUAAACGUCUGCUAAAUAA